ACAUCAGGGAAGUGAACUGUUCAACUUAGCGGAGGCAAAGCAAGAGAACUGUUUUUAUGGAAGCCUCUUAUGGGAAUUAGUCGCACAACAGUAUUGUACUGGUUGGGUUACACAAGCUAAUGCUAACGUUAAGUUGUUGUUAACUCAACUCGGGUGUUAUUAGAAGCUUAGAUAUAGCGUUACGAAGAGGGAGAAGUAUUACGACAUCAACCUGAGCUUCCUGAACUGAAGUCAAGCUAGGUAACCUAAACCUACAGCCGCAGAGGACGCCGAAGGUGAAAAACAAAGCUCAGGAAAAGGUUAACCGACAGUGAGACGUUGUAAGCUAUUCUUAUAAGACGAACCGCAUUAAGUUUUGGUACAUCUCAACCGAGUUCCGCCAUGUCUCUGGCCGACCAGAGCCAGCAGUGGUUCCCUACGAGUGUACAGGUAACGGUGCAUCAGGCUCGGAACCUGCGUGUCAAGGGCAAGAAUGGCACCAACGAUGCCUAUGCCAUCAUCCAGGUGGCCAAAGACAAGUUUUCUACCUCUGUGGCAGAGAAAUGUGUCGCUCCAGUGUGGAAAGAAGAGGCUUCGUUUGACCUGCCACUUUUCCACCCGGGAAACACUGAACGCUGUACACUGUAUGUCAUAGUAAUGCACCGUGCCCAAGUGGGGCUCGACAAGUUUUUGGGUCAAGCUGUGGUAAGCUUACUGGAUCUUCAUGACAACAAGUCUCGCAAAAAGACAGAUUGGUUCAAGCUGGUGGACAAGACGGGAAAAGAGGACAAGGUUCGAGGGGAGGUGAUGCUAGACAUACAAUUUAUGAGAAACAACAUGUCAGCUAGCAUGUUUGACCUUUCUAUGCAAGACAAGCCACGCUCCCGCAUCUCCAAGCUAAAGGACAAAGUCCGUGGGAAGAAAAAGGAUGGCUUCUCUGACUCUGUUUCAGCUAUCGUUCCCUCUGUCAGCCAGGUCCUCACCGACAGUGAGGGAGAGGCUGAUGCACAGUCACUCAAUCAGUCUCCAGGAGUGAAAAAGAAAUCAAAGCUCAAAUCCCUCUUUGCUCCCAAGUCAAACUUGCAGCGCAACAUCUCUCAGUCCAUGUCUACACUGGGGACUCUUCCCGAGAAGAACUCAUCUCUCAGUGGCAGCCGCUCAUCUGGACUCAAUAUAGACUCUCCUGAAGUUAAGAAGAAAUUCAAAUUCCUGGGACACAAGCGAACAGGCAGCUCUGACAGCAAGGUGUCUCAGGGUCCUUUCUCUCUUCUGGGUCGCUCCAAGCAAAGCAACAGUGACCUGAACAACCUGUGCAUCAACGGCAGCCAUGUGUACGCAGAGGAGGCAGAGCCCAAGAGUGGAUCUACACUCAGUCUGAACAGUUCAGGACAAGGGUCUGUGGAGGAUGUCCGCAAACACACCUCUGAUGCCUCCGCAGAUUCCCUUAGAAGUGCACCUGUCCCCUUCUACAGACGUGAGUCAACAGAUAGAGCUAUACUGGAGCAACAGCGCCAUCAAGAGGAGGAGGAGAGAAGGCAGGCAGAAGAAAGACGCAUGGCAGAGGAAAAGAGGCUGGAGGAAGAGGAGAGAUACAGAGCAGAGGCCAAGAGAUUGCAGGAAGAAGAGGAGCGCAGAUACCAAGAGGAACAGGGGAGGAAGAGACGCUUAAUUGAGGAUGAAGCAAGGAGGAAGAAACAGAAGGAGGAGGAGGAAGAGAGAAGAAAGCAAGAGGAAGAACACAUGAUAGAAAAUCAGAGGCUUGAGGAGGAACGUAGCAAAGCAGAGGAGCAGAAACGACAGGAAGAGGCCUCCAUGAGCGACAGGCUGUCGUCCCUGUUUGGAAUGAUCAGAAAGAAGGAGGAGAAAAAAGAAGAGGUACAGCAGCAUUCGAAAGAGGAGUUACCUACACCAGCCCCUUGCAGUGACUCAAGAGAUUCUGAUCAACCGAUCUCUCACCACCCCACCAACCCGUUUGAGGACAUUCCCCUCAGCUCAGAUCUUAGAGUUAGCAGUAAUGAAAGCCCAGCUGAUCACCAGAAAUCCAGCCACAACCCACAACCCCCCUCUGCCAUGGUCUUCCUCAACCGCACUGCUAAAGUGUCUGCAGUCAAACCCAGAUUGGCUCAAUCUCUGGAGUCUGAACCCGCUGACUGCCAAACCCCCAGUCAGCUGUGUCCUUCCCCAACCACCUCUGAGUCCACCCUCUAUAGUGUCCCAUCUGAGUCCCCUGAUAAUUUCUCCAACCUCCACUCAUCCUUGGCUCCGCUAAACAUAAGUCAAAGCCUGUCUGGUUCCCCCUGUGGCAGCACAGAGAAUUUGUCGUCUGUGGAAUCUGAGGGAUCGUCACCCACCAUGGCAGACAAGAAGAGAAGGGCCCCGCUGCCACCCAUGUAUUCCGUACCUGGGACCGAAACUGGAAGAAACCGCCUUUCACCUGUCGGAGAGAUCAAUGACCCUGCAUACGUAGAAGCAGAUGAAUCGCAACAAGGCAAAACAAUUUCUAUACCACUUCCUGAUUAUGAAACCCUCUUUCCACAGAAGAGGCACGGAGUGCAAGGGCAAACUCGAUGGGAUCAUAUAAUCGCUGAGGUCAAUCAGAGACACAGGGACACUCCUGAACUUCUGGGUCCAGAGAUGAGUGUGGAUGGCCCAGAGGAGUAUGACCCAAGUCCAAGGUCUUCCAUAUCACAAGAAAGUCCUGCUAUGAGGCAUUAUCAAACACACCCUCAGGACACCAAACCUAUAUCAUCAAAAAAAGUAGCUGCCCCAGCUCCCCCUAAACCAGUCACAUCACAUACUCAUUCAGCAGCAGAUUCAAGUCAAAGCCAGAACAUUGCUCACCAAUCUGUCAUGAGACUUCAUCAAUUUGCAGUCCCAGGACCUGUAAACACUGACAUCUCAAGCAGAGAAAGUUUCUCAGGGAUCUCCAGGGAUGGAGCGAAGAAGGCGUUGCUCCCAUCUGCGAUAAGACAUGCAUCCAGACCAACUAGCCAAAUGGAUACAACAGCACCAGAAGAUCAGCAGAAAGUGCAAGUCUCCAUGAACAAAGAUGCACCUACAGCCAAACCCAGACAGAGGGUUAACGGCAAAGAGCCAACACAGCAGGAGGAUUCUGCAUUAUUUCGUGUGAGCAGCAUGGACAAAAAGGGUGGGCAGGCAAAGGAGAACUUAGCAGAGUUUUACCCGUUCUCCAGUACCGAGCGUCUUUCCAAAGACCGAUGGGCACAUCUGAAACAGAACCAAGACGUCAACAACCCUUUUACUGGCAACAUACAGAGAGAGCAGAAAUCUGACAGUCAGGGAAUGACGACAGAUGAUCUUGAUAAAAUCUUUGCUCAAGAGAAGCCAACAGAUCCCUUUGCUAGUUUUAAUGGCAGUGAUUCAAACAAACCCAGUGAAUACAGGAAAAAAGGUGAUGAUUCGAAGGAAGCCGGUUUUCAUAUUUUCCAAAGAAGGAAUUCACAGAGGCAAAAACACGUUCUUCAGUCAAAAACUCAGUCGGAUGAUAAAAAUUUCAAGUCUCGUCAAGAACCAGCAUCUAAAGAAGAAACACCCACAAAUCAAGGCCUCCCCACAAGAGAUGUCAUGAAUGAGUCUGUUACACCUCAGCCCCAAGAUGAUGUGAAGACACAAAGCAAUUUUAAUGGAGGAGAGAAUCCAUUCGGAGCUGAACCUUUUCCUGUGCCUUCUGCAUUGAUGUCGUCAGAGCCCCCGCGGGUGGUUAUGGAGGAGCCAGCAGGAGGUUUGUCCGGGGGAAAGGAACUUUUUCAAGCAUGGAUCUCACCGUCUGAGGUUCAGCCUGUCAGUGCUCAGAAUAGCAAUGGAGGUGGGCUAGCUUUGACCGCACGCAGGCCUCAUCCUGUGAAGCCUCUGACCUCAGUUGAGAGCCAGCAUGCCACCAGCACCCAAGCUGUGAAAGAGAUUAAGGUCUGGGACAGCACACCAGGGAAGAUUAAGGUGGCAAACUCAGGUGAAAGUGGACCUUACACUCAGCUGACCCAGGAAGAGUUGAUCACACUGGUGGUGAAGCAGCAAACAGACCUGUCCAGGAAGGACGCCAAGAUCGUCGAGCUUGAAGAGUACAUCGACAACCUGGUGCUCCGCGUCAUAGAGGAGAAACCCAGUAUCCUGCAAGCCAUUAACCAUGCCAAGCCAGUGUAAGGUUACGGCUACUGGAAGGAGAGAGUCACGCUUAAGGACUCAGUUCUGUUUUUUGUGUGAGUUUGUACUUUAGUCACUGUGUACUGAGAGACACGAUCUCAAUGAAGGUCUUAGGGCAUAUGCACUUUUUUAGUUUCAGAGCCAAAUUUGUUUGAGAAUGCUGGAAAAUGGCCUCUGAACUAAUAAUACUUUGUGAUGACUUAAUAACAAGCAAGUAAAAAUCUUUAUAUAAGCAAAUUAAUGUAUUUCUUUUGACACUAAGGUACUGGAAUUUGCUUUGAAAAAAACUUGUUAAAUGAAAGUAUAUUCAACAUCUUGAUUUAUAUACCACACUUGAUGACACUUGUGUUGAACUUUAUUUAAUACACAUACAAUGCAUAGAAACGUAUAGUUUUCUUAAACUAUUUUCUGGCCUUUUUUUUACUCUUUACACUGGGCUUUGUGUAACUUACUACUGUGUGAUGCAUGACCACAUACAUAACCUUAUACAUACAUAACCUUGGAGUGCAUAACUGCAGGUAGCAACCAUGAAUUCUGACCUUAUCAGCUAAAUCAAGAUUAAGAACAUUUAUAUAACAAGUGCACAUUGACUUUUGCCUCUACCACUGAAGUCUUAUUUUUUUUUCUUUUUUCUUUUUUCUUUUUUUGUCGACCCUUUUUAUUUUAUUUUUUUACCAGGCAGUUAACUACAUUCCUCACCUGUUUUACCCACCACAGUUGAAUGUCAGCUGGUUGUCCAGUCCUUAAGAAGAUAUUGUGCCUACUUUUGCUUCAAGGAGGUGUCAUUUAGAAUACCAGCAAUUAAUAAUAGCAAGCAGCUACUAUGUACUGUACAUUUUUUGAAUUACACGGCAGUUACAGCAGUUUUUUUUCUUUAUGUGGUUGUAAUGUAGCCUGUGCACAUAGAUGAAAAUAAAAUAUUAUGCAAGCAAUAGUACAGAUAGAAUCAAACUAUUCUAAUAAUAAUGUAAGAUUUUGAUCACUGUGAUGUUUGUGUUGUAUUUAUAAAAUAAAAACCAAGAGAUGAUCAAAAACAAAUCAUCAGAGGAAGAGUAAAUGACUCAGUAUCAGUAAUACCCAGCCUUGUCUUUGUAUUUAAACUACACUAAUGAAUGAAACCUGCAUCUAUGCCUUUACAUGAUAAUACUGUUUGAUGUCUUGGCAGAAAUUAUAGCAAUAUUAAUCUUUAGAAUGUACAGACCUGUGCCUUCAAAACCUUUUUCAUGACUUCUGUUUGCUGGAUGGAGAAAUGUCGGCUACCUCUCUUCUUUUUCUGCAGAAUGGUCAGCCUGGUGUAUCAGGUGUCUGACAUUAAGAUAAUACUACAGUCAAUGUAAAACUGCUGAAAGGAGUGAUGCUGAGCAAAAUGUGGUUUUAUUUGAAAUAAAGACACUAAUUAUUUCACCA
This is a messenger RNA of Seriola aureovittata, 5547 nucleotides long. RefSeq names its product RAB11 family interacting protein 1 (class I) a (gene rab11fip1a). Gene Ontology annotation, cellular component: intracellular membrane-bounded organelle. Gene Ontology annotation, molecular function: small GTPase binding. Gene Ontology annotation, biological process: regulated exocytosis. The transcript has 6 exons. The record is from RefSeq and is a predicted model, not a curated record. The coding region runs from base 382 to 4140 and encodes 1252 amino acids. Lineage: Eukaryota; Metazoa; Chordata; Actinopteri; Carangiformes; Carangidae.